AUGGUCCCAAUCUCCUCAAUCCAGUUCACAUGCCUUUGCGGCUCAAUCUCCGAGCCGGGAUCGCUUCUAUCAGAUCAAAACACUCCAGUCUAUGCAGAAAUGUGCUCUAUGUGUUCUGUUCUCACCACUCACUUCAUCGCUGUUACAAAGACGCUCAACAGUCUGCAGCCGUAUAAAAAUUCCGAUGUUGCUACUCGCUAUUUCUGCCCUGCAUGUGGUUGCUUCUGUGUCUUUUACACUGCUCCGCUAGAUACGUGGUAUUUUAUAAGCAGGGCUAUUGAACAUAAUCCUGCCAUAAAGCUGGAUGUCCCAGGAGAACCGAACAAUAUUUUCAUGGUCAUGCGCUAUGCUCACAUCCUCGACACUAAAGACGGCGGACUGGCUCCGUUUUUGCUUCAGCUGGGUGAUCGAGCUGCUCCUACCUGGGCCGGUAUUCCAGAGCCCAUUUCUGCUCCUCAGAACUCAUAUGAUCUUCCGCAUACCAAUAUUCUUUCUAUGAUCAGUGCAUCCCCCGAAAAUUAUACCCAACAGCCUGAUAAGGACUCAUAUCCGACAGCUAGCUGCCAUUGCGGCGGUGUCGCCCUAUUAAUACAGUGCGCAAACCAUACAGCUAAAGACUCAAGUUGUCACAACUAUUCCGACCCAGCGAAAUAUCCCACAUAUCUCUGUGCGUGUCGUUUUUGCCGUCUUUCAACAGGCAUAUCACUAUUUCCAUGGACACCUGUGAAUGCCGGAAAUGUAUUCAACAUGAAGAAGACUAGUGUAUCGCCUGAUAAUACUACCCCAGACAGCUUAAUUCCAGCCACUUUCAGCUUCGCCGCUUCAAGCUCCAACUCUAACCCCGAGCUUUCCUUGAAAUACUACUGGUCUUCACCCAAUACAUGUCGAAGCUUCUGUGCCAACUGCGGCGCAACAACAUCUUACUGGUGCGCUCAACGUCCAGAUGAGUUGGAUAUAGCUGUUGGUAUUCUCAGGAGCGAGGAUGGUAGUCUGGCAAGAAAAUUGCUUGGCUGGGAAUGGGGGAGGCUCCUGACUUGA
Messenger RNA from Talaromyces stipitatus ATCC 10500, 1038 nucleotides. RefSeq lists its product as uncharacterized. The coding region runs from base 1 to 1038 and encodes 345 amino acids. NCBI's taxonomy places the organism in Eukaryota, Fungi, Ascomycota, Eurotiomycetes, Eurotiales, Trichocomaceae. The record is from RefSeq and is a predicted model, not a curated record. The transcript is spliced from 3 exons.